Molecule: messenger RNA, 637 nt
Organism: Indicator indicator
Lineage: Eukaryota; Metazoa; Chordata; Aves; Piciformes; Indicatoridae
Gene: PMCH
Product: pro-melanin concentrating hormone
Exons: 3
Coding region: 1-501 (166 amino acids)
Biological process (GO): behavior; chemical synaptic transmission
Molecular function (GO): type 1 melanin-concentrating hormone receptor binding; melanin-concentrating hormone activity
Source: RefSeq, a predicted model, not a curated record
AUGUGUAUGUCAUCAUAUGUGUUAAUUCUCUCUCUCUGUCUUCUUUCUCAAGGUUUUCUACUCUCAGUUUCAAAAUCUCUGCAAAAUGUAGAAGAUGAAGAUAUGCUCUUAACCGCAUUAAAUCUAGGAAAAGCUCUUAGAAAUGGAGAUAGAACUGCAAACAUAGGAGCUAUACCUUUGCUGAAGCAUUUUAAGACUGAAGACAGCAGUGUUUUGGAUGAAGAGGAUGACAGAAAUAUGAAAGUUUUGGACACAGGUUCCAGACAUGAUUCCUUAAAUCAUAUUAUGGCAAUCAACUUAGGUAGGAAGCAACUACCUUAUCUUGCACUGAAGGCAGCCAUGGCUGUUCCAGCUGACACUGAAAUUCAAAACAUGGAAUCAAUACAGGAAAGGGAUACUGCAGGUGAAGAAAAUUCACCUAAAUUCCCUAUAGGAAUGCAAGAUUUUGACCUGCUCAGGUGUAUGCUGGGAAGAGUCUAUCGACCGUGUUGGCAAGUCUGAAAAUUACUGAUUCACACCAUCUUCUUUGAAGACUGAACAUUUUAAAGUUAAUGUAAUCUUAAAUUACUGUAAUCUUAAGUUACUGUGUUUUAGUGUAGCUAUACACAUGCAUCCAAAAAUUCUUUCCCAUCACAUC